Messenger RNA from Oxyura jamaicensis (ruddy duck), 1670 nucleotides. Its product is annotated as antigen peptide transporter 1-like. Gene Ontology annotation, cellular component: membrane. Gene Ontology annotation, biological process: transmembrane transport. The transcript has 7 exons. The record is from RefSeq and is a predicted model, not a curated record. NCBI's taxonomy places the organism in Eukaryota, Metazoa, Chordata, Aves, Anseriformes, Anatidae. Gene Ontology annotation, molecular function: ATP hydrolysis activity; ABC-type oligopeptide transporter activity; ATP binding. The annotation marks the transcript as partial.
CACCGCUGUCCCCAGGGCCUGGCUCCGAAGGUGCAGAAGGCGCUGGCCCACGCCAGCGAGGUGGCAGUGGAGACCUUCCAGGCCAUGGCCACCGUGCGCAGCUUCGCCAACGAGGACGGGGUGGCCGCGCGCUACCGCCAGUGCCUGCACCAGACCCACCGGCUGGAGAAGCAGGAUGCGGUCCUCUACGCCGUCUCCGCCUGGACCAGCGGUUUCUCAGCGCUGGCCCUGAAGAUGGGGAUCCUCUACUACGGGGGACAGCUGGUGGCCGCGGGGACCAUCAGCACCGGGGACCUCGUCACCUUCCUCCUCUACCAGCUGCAGUUCACUGAUGUCGUGGAGGUCCUGCUCCACUACUACCCCACGCUGACGAAGGCGGUGGGCUCCUCGGAGAAGAUCUUCGAGUUCCUGGACCGGGAGCCACAGGUCGCGCCCUCGGGGACACUGGCACCCAGUGACCUGCGGGGCCACCUCCAGCUUGAGGACGUCUGGUUCUCCUACCCCGGGCGCCAGGAGCCUGUCCUCAAGGGUGUGUCCCUGGAGCUGCGCCCCGGGGAGGUGCUGGCACUGAUGGGUCCCCCGGGCGCGGGGAAGAGCACCCUGGUGUCCCUGCUGCUGCGCCUGCACCAGCCCACGGCCGGGCGCCUGCUGUUGGACGGCCACCCCCUCGGCGCCUACCGCCACUCCUACCUGUGCCACCGCGUGGCCACCGUCCCCCAGGAGCCGGUGCUCUUCGCCCGCUCACUCCACGCCAACAUCGCCUACGGGCCGGAGAGCUGGAGCCGGGCGCAGGUGACAGCGGCAGCCCAACGGGUGGGCGCCCACAACUUCAUCACCCGCCUGUCCCGGGGCUAUGACACAGAGGUGGGUGAGCUUGGGGGGCAGCUCUCCGGGGGACAGCGGCAGGGGGUGGCCAUCGCCCGCGCCCUGGUGCGGGACCCUCACAUCCUUGUCCUUGACGAGCCCACCAGCGCCCUGGACGCUGAGUGCCAGCAGCAGGUGGAGCGGGAGCUCUUCGAGGCCAGCGGGACCAGGCGCACGGUGCUGCUGGUGACAGGGCAGGUGGCCCUGGCAGCACGGGCGCACCGGGUGGCCCUGAUGGAGGGGGGGAAGGUGCGCGAGCAGGGCCCCCCCAGCCAGCUGCUGCGCCCCGGCAGCAGCUACUGGCACCUGCUGCAGGAUGGGGGACGCCAGGGGACGCCGGGGGACGGGGACAAGGGCACGGGGAGUGGGGAUGAGGGACAGCAGGAGCCAGGGAUGGGGACGGUACAAGCCAGGAUGGAGACGUCAGGGGAUGGGGACACGAGGAGCUGGGAUGGGGACACUGGGAGCCUGGGUGGUGACACCGAGAGCUGGGAUGGUGACACCGGGGCCAUGGAUGGGGACACCAAGGGCAGAGGUGGGGACACUACUACCCCUUGGGAUGGAGACAGCAGGAGCUGGAACGGGGACACGAAGGGCAGAGAUGGGGACCCCGGGAGCAGUGACAAGGGACCAUGAGACGUGGGCACCAAGCCAGGCAAUGCUGCAGUGUCCCUGCUGCAUGGCCGUGACCAGGGCGGCCACUGGAUGAACUGGGGUGUCACCGGGUGCCACCAGGUGCCACCAAGGCUGGCGGCCGGCAGGGACGGCCACGUGACACAGAGCGUUAAUAAAGCCUCGUGUUUGUA